Pezoporus flaviventris is the source of this 825-nucleotide messenger RNA. RefSeq names its product olfactory receptor 5AR1-like. Gene Ontology annotation, biological process: G protein-coupled receptor signaling pathway; sensory perception of smell. NCBI's taxonomy places the organism in Eukaryota, Metazoa, Chordata, Aves, Psittaciformes, Psittacidae. Gene Ontology annotation, molecular function: olfactory receptor activity; odorant binding; G protein-coupled receptor activity. Gene Ontology annotation, cellular component: membrane. The coding region runs from base 1 to 825 and encodes 274 amino acids. The record is from RefSeq and is a predicted model, not a curated record. The transcript has a single exon.
AUGGCUGAGGAAAACCAAAGCAAGCAAGUGACAGAGCUGACUCUUGUGGGACUGACGGACAACCCGCAACUGCAAGCGCCUUUGUUCGUCCUCUUCCUCCUCAUUUACUUCAUCACGCUGGUGGGGACCCUGGGCAUGGUUGUGCUCAUCAGGAGCAGCGCUCAGCUGCAGUCCCCCAUGCACUCAUCCGUGGUGGCACCGAGGACGUUAAUGAACCUUCUGAUGGAGAAGAAAACAAUCUCUGUCAUCGGCUGCGCAACCCAGCUUUACUUCUUCGUAGCCUUUGGCACCACCGAGUGCUUCCUCCUGGCCGCGACGGCGUACGACCGCUUCAUGGCCAUCUGCAAGCCCUUGCUGUACUUGUCCAUCACGUCCCACAGGCUCUGCAUGCUGCUGGUGGCCACUUCCCAUGUGCUUGGCCUGCUGCACUCCUGGGUGCACACAGAGUUCACCUUCAGCCCGCCUUCACGCCAGCCAGCCAAGGUCAACCACUUCUACUGGGACCUCAUGCCUGUUCUGGCCCUCUCCUGCUCUGACACACGUGUCAGUAGGUGUCUGAUAUUUGUCCUUGGUGGGCUGGUGGAGAUGGUGACCGUCUCGGCCGUCCUGGUCUCCUACGCCUUCAUCCUCGCUGCUGUCUCAAGGAUCAGCUCUGCUCGGGGCCGGUACAAAGCCUUCUCCACGUGCACCUCUCACCUGGCUGCAGUCACCAUCUUCCACGGGUCCAUCCUCGCCCUGAACUUCCGAACAGGGUCUGGCAGCAGCCUAAGCACGGAUAAGGUCUUUGCUGUGCUCUACUCUAACAGCCCCUGCAGAACAGGGUAA